UUGUCGUAAAUAAAAAAUAGAAAAAUUCUUGAUAAUCGUAGUCAAGAAAUUUUAAUCAAAUUUGAAAUUUUCUAUUGUCUAUGUUUGAGAAAACAAUCAAAACAGUUUUGUAAAAUUUUCAGUUAAAAAUAUAAGAAGCACCCAAAAGCAGUAACUCCUCCCUGUGCAUUUUGAGAUAAACAAGUGGCCAACGUCCACGUAUUGUCUGCAUCGGGUGACAAAAAUAUUACCGUUUACAAAUACCGAAAAGACGAUUUGCGAACACUUACUACUAUAACUCAAAAUGGCCGCUACUCGCGACAGAUUCAAUCAACUUAUCAAUGGAUUUAAUCAAAGAUAUGAGCCAUUUGUACGUCAACAUCUAUGCAAAGUUUACAUGAUGUUGGGCUGUACUUCAGCAGCGACAGCAACUGGUGCCUUUCUACAAAUGCAAAACUUAGUCGACUUGGGAGUAAUUGCCGCUUUAAGCUCAUUAUUACUUGUCUUGGGCUUACAUUUUUAUCGUGAUAAUGGCAAAAAUUACUAUCGACGCGUCGGAAUGUUAUAUUCAUUUGGCUUUUGUUCUGGGCAGACCUUGGGACCGUUACUAAAAUACAUUGCCAGCAUUGAUUCGUCGAUUAUAGUAACAGCAUUACUUGGAACGAUCAUAACAUUUGUAUCACUAUCAUUGGCGGCCUUGUUUGCAGAACGUGGUAAAUUUUUAUAUCUGGGUGGUGUAUUGGUUAGUAUUAUCAACACGAUGGCCCUUUUGAGUAUACUAAACAUGUUUUUCCAAUCUUUAUUUGUACAAUUGGGACAACUUUAUAUAGGCGUAUUGGUAAUGGCUGCCUUUGUUCUAUUCGACACUCAAAAUAUUGUCGAAAAAGUACGUGCUGGCAGUACGGAUGUUGUUCAACAUUCAAUGGACCUGUUCUUUGACGUAUUAAGCUUAUUCAGACGUUUGCUCAUCAUUUUAACGCAAAAGGAGGAACGUAAACGUGAAGAAGAGUGCCGCAAGAGACGCUAAUUGAAGAUGAUAUUUAACAAAGGGUGUGGAGUGUUAUAUUUUCCUUGCAUUAUAAUAUAUUGAAAACAAAUGGUUUAAAUAAUUUUUCGGAAUCUUCUUUUUUAAUAUGGAACAUUUGCACACCGAGAUUUGUAAACAGAUCCUUCUGGCAUAUCCUCUGAAUUUGUAUUGUUAAAGAAGAAAUUUUUAGGUCUACACAAAUACACAAAAUUUAUAAACAAAAAAUAAAAAACGCAUUCACUACACAAACAUGCACGCAUAGAAUUAUCGCAAUUUGUAGAGUGUACUCGACCAUUUUGCAAUUCUGUGUAUGUUUACACAAAAAAUUGAUGAACAAGAUGUAUAUGUAGUCAAGGUUACUAUAUGCAAUCAGUUAUUAAAUAGUUAUAAAUAUUACUAAAAACUGCAUAAAAAGCCAAACAAAA
Messenger RNA from Glossina fuscipes, 1431 nucleotides. RefSeq names its product bax inhibitor 1 (gene BI-1). The transcript has 4 exons. Gene Ontology annotation, cellular component: mitochondrial membrane. Lineage: Eukaryota; Metazoa; Arthropoda; Insecta; Diptera; Glossinidae. The record is from RefSeq and is a predicted model, not a curated record. Gene Ontology annotation, biological process: negative regulation of endoribonuclease activity; negative regulation of RNA splicing; cellular response to unfolded protein. Bases 284 to 1006 code for a protein of 240 amino acids. Gene Ontology annotation, molecular function: enzyme binding.